This is a messenger RNA of Scleropages formosus (Asian bonytongue), 2500 nucleotides long. It is a transcript of the gene ankrd33aa, whose product is annotated as ankyrin repeat domain 33Aa. Gene Ontology annotation, molecular function: protein binding. The record is from RefSeq and is a predicted model, not a curated record. NCBI's taxonomy places the organism in Eukaryota, Metazoa, Chordata, Actinopteri, Osteoglossiformes, Osteoglossidae. The transcript has 5 exons. The coding region runs from base 155 to 1525 and encodes 456 amino acids.
GACACGUCGCGGUGGGUUUGCACUGGGGACCCCGCCGACUCCUCGCCUAGACUACAGAAGGAAACUGCAGCUGGGUGCGUGAACAGAAAUGCGUGUGAUGCAGGCUACAGAGCGACUCCUGGGCUUUCUUUGACCCCAGGCUCCAAAGAGCCUGAUGGCUGGAGCACAGGGCACGGUGAAUGAGGACCCCCAUCUGGGCUCAGGCCCAGAUGAGGAUGCCUCGGAAGUGUCUGUCUCCGGGGACGACUCCGACUCCGGAAGUAUGCUCUCAGAAGACUCGGUCCUCCCCAACUACGAGCACGACGAGAGUGGGGCAGGCCCCAGCACCACUCUGUAUGAAGCCUGUGCCAGGAAUGAGACCGUGGCACUGCGCAGAAUGCUGGAGAGGGGCGUCACACGUGAGGAGGUCAUGGAGCUGGACAUCAAUGGCAGAAAUGGCCUGAUGCUGGCAGCUUGCAAGGGUUUCAUGGAGAUUGUCUCUGGACUGCACGGCUGUCCCUUUCUAGACAUCAACCAUCAGGACAACGACGGCAACACAGCACUCAUGAUUGCUUCGCAAGCAGGUUUCAUCAGCAUUGUGAACUACAUCCUAAACUACUUCCCCGGGGUGGACCUGGAGGCACGGGACACCCGUGGCUUCACCGCGCUCAUCAAAGCAGCCAUGCAAGGCCGUGAGGAUUGUGUGACAGCACUACUCAUGGCUGGAGCCAAUGUGAAAGCAGUGGACCUUGCCAAGGGGAAGGCUGCCGAUGACUGGGCUUUGAAGACCGGUCGCUUCGAGGUCCUCCAGAAACUACGUCGUCUUGCAAUAAGGCCCUGUGCCGAGCAGUUCUGCGAGAGCUACGUCCCUGAGUGGCCAGAACUAAAGGAGCUGGUGGCCAAGGCAACAGCUGCCAAGAGCAAAGGGGAGCGGCUCACUCAGUGCCUGCGCUCAACUUUCACCUUCAGAUUCCCCCAGGAUCCCCAGGACAAUGGCGUGUUAGAUCAGAUGGUGCGCAUGACCACUAGUGUCCAUAGUCCACUGGUGGUCAUUGGCUGCCGCCCACUCUGUCCCACAAGCCCCCCAGAGGUGGGGAAACAGCGUCUGACCGUCCCUGAGCUGAUGCAGAGGCACCCCGGCAAUGAGUUGGCUGAUGGGCCCACGCCACACAGCAACGGUUCCAUCUCCUCUUCCGAGUCCUCCGUCAACUCAUCCUCGUCGGUGUCGCUGGCAUCCAGCUCCUCUGACUCCCAGCACAAGGGCAGCGGGUUCUCCAGCAGCAUGCGCAGCUACCUCCCACGCAGCCUCAGUCACCGCAACAGCGUCUUCCCAGCUGGCUGCAUCCCUCAGAUCAAGGUGACCAAGUCGGGAGAGCCCACACCCAAGAAGGAGAAAAAGAGGAAAAAGUCCAAGACGCACCUGGAGCCUCCUGUAUGGAAGUACAAGGAGGCCAAGGAGGAGAAGAAGAAAGAGAAGCUCAAGGAAGAGCAGGAGAAGAAGGACAAAGAGAAGGCAGAGAAGCACAAGAGGAAGAAAGGGAAGUAGAAGGGUCACGGGAGUGUUCGGGGCCAAGCUGUUGAGGAUGCUGUGGGCAAAGAUCAUCCAAAGUUCUCUCAUUUUCAGUGACACUAUGUGAACAAGGGGAAGGACCAUCACUUUGAAUGUCUAUAUAUUUAUUUAACAGGCUGAGGAAAGAAAAUGAGCAUAUAUAGGUCUGUUGGAAGCACCAUUUUUGAUGGCAAUUUGAAAUAUUUUUCUUAUUUGCAUAAAGUUUAACUUAACACAAAUGGAUUUACUAUGCAAUUUCCUCUGCACUUGGUUCCAGGUUGGUCCAACUUUCUUUUGUCGAGACUCAACUCAGUCGACCCUUCCCCACUAGUUGUGGCAGCGUACGUAAAACCAGCACACAUAAACAUUUCUGUUUUAUAAAAAUAAACUUUCUCUGUUUGAGAGCUCAGGGUUCUUAGCUAUUUAUCCUGCUGCUAAAGUUUUAAUGCCUCGAACUGGAUGAAGAAAUACAAAUGGGACUAGAUUAAGACAACAAAGAACUGAUCGCCACAAAACUGCAAAAUAAUGGCAUCUCUGUAAGGUAAGGAAAACCUGCGACACCGGAGCGACUGCACACUUAGUAACACUGUUAUGGCUUCUCUUUUCAUUAUGCUUAAAAUUAAUUCUUAGCAAAUGUGUAGGUGGGAUACUGUAAGUGCAGUGAAGUCAACUACGACUCGCGUUGGCCGUUCACGUGGUUUUCACACUAAGGGGAGGGUGUUGGAAAACUUUUGUGCAAUACAUUUUUUCAGUGAAGACAACAUGAUUUGUGCUUUGAAAACUUGAGCUACAUUUAUUUAACUAUAACCAUCUCUGCAAACGGCGCAGCAAACCGUAUCCACAGCAUCCAAAACAUCCAGUUUACUCAUAUACUGUACAUACAUGUACAGUUAAUAUAUUACAGGUAAUUACCGAGGAGGCACAGAUCAGGUGGUGAUCUACAGAAAUUUUACAAGAUCUCCACAUUUAUAU